This is a messenger RNA of Lineus longissimus, 2839 nucleotides long. RefSeq names its product protein-cysteine N-palmitoyltransferase HHAT-like. Gene Ontology annotation, molecular function: palmitoyltransferase activity. Gene Ontology annotation, biological process: protein palmitoylation. The transcript is spliced from 10 exons. The record is from RefSeq and is a predicted model, not a curated record. NCBI's taxonomy places the organism in Eukaryota, Metazoa, Nemertea, Pilidiophora, Heteronemertea, Lineidae. Gene Ontology annotation, cellular component: endoplasmic reticulum. Bases 538 to 2217 code for a protein of 559 amino acids.
CGCUUUCUACGGAAAAUUAAAAUGGCCAGUGUUGUGGACGAGUGGUUUCAGGUUUCACGGUAGGAUUUUGACAUGGAAACGGGGAAAUAGACAUUGAGACCAAUGUACUUUCAAGAUUAUUGCAUUAUAAAUGGGACCAGACCGUCGACAUCUUACCACACCCCAUGAUAUUGACGAAAUCGUCGUCGAAACGGGCAGCCCCGGACCGAUCAUGUUGGUGCGCAUGCGUACUACGGAAAAGUUAGCAGACGGAAAAUCUUUUGCGGAAUUUUGCCAGUUCAAAGCACGAUUUCUUCGCGGAAAGAGAAACAUAAUCUCUGGCAGCGAUGCAGAUUGUUGUUAAAUGCAUUGUGAUUCGCUCCAGGGUGUCGUCGCACUUUGAUUCGGCCCUGUUUUGACGAAAUCUCCAACCGAACAGCGGCUACUCUGCGUAAACAUCAUCGCGUUCCGCUGAAUUGUUUUGGAAAAAGAAAAUUUCUCCCCAGGCUUAGGAGCCCAAAAAUAUACAUUGUACCAGUGCAGAGGUCCCAAGAGACAAUGGAGAAAAAACACACGAGACGUUCUGAUAAAUCCACGUGCGUGACUUCUAAAGGUGGUACAUUAUUGUCAUGUGAGACUGCCUCAACAAUGACAUCAGCGGUCAAAGAAGCUGAGGACAAUGCCUCCAAGAUGUUCAUCCGAUCGGCGGUGCCACUCCCACAAUGUGAAAUUUGCUUCUACUUCAUUGUUUGGGGCAUCAUGGCAGGCUUGAUGGUCAUUUAUUGUGUAGUUUUUAGUUGGGAGUAUCAAUGGGAAAUGUGGCCUAAAUCCAUUUUCCGCCGCAGUGACUUUGCCCAUGGCUGGGUGGAUGGACAACUCCAGGAUGUGUCAGAGUUUGAGUGGAAUUUCUGGUUUAGGCUUUGGUCACCAUGUCUGAUUCUCUGGGUUGUCGGCCAUUCUGUGAUCUCUGCAAUAGCAAGCAAGUUUCUUACAAAGUACAAAUUGCAUAUCUGGACUAUUUACGCCAUGAGUGCUGUGACGUAUGUACUUGGGUUCAAAUCAAUGCUUAUCCUCCUGCUCCACUGUAUCAUCGCCUACUUUUCCUCCAUAACAGGGUUACCAGCAGUAGUCUGGGCAACCAUCGUGCUACUUAUAUCAACGCUCAAUAUGAACACAACUACAGAACAUUUUAAAACAUUCUUCCCCGAUGAUGCCCGCUCAGGUAACGCAUCAUUUGUCCGCUUUCAUCUUCUGUUGUUCUCAACGGCCAUGUUCGAUAUGAGGCUAGCAAGUUUCUGUCUCGAGCGCUGCAACAAGAAAGAUGGAGAUUCUGGCUAUAGCUUUAUAGAUAUGUUAGCCUAUGUAUUUUACCUUCCACUGAUGUACACUGGACCAAUCCUCACGUAUGAAAAAUUCAGAAUGCAGGUGUCAUCCUUUCGACCAUGGACAAAAGAAGAUGUCAUCAACAUCACCAAGAAAUUCAUCCAACAGGUCGUCUACAUCGUCCUUAUCGAGUAUCACCUUCACUACUUCUACUAUAGUUCCAUGUCGCAUAACUUCGCCUUCCUACAGAAAAUAAGCAGCGGUGAAACAGUGGUGCUGCUUUAUUGUAAAGUCAUGUUCUUCUACCUGAAGUACCUACCAUUAUUUGGCGUGCCGUCAUUGUUUGCGAGUUUGGAUCAGAUCCAGACCCCAAAGGGACCAGCUUGUGUAUCCAGAAUCAGUAACUUCUCAGAAGUAUGGAAAACCUUUGAUCGUGGUUUCUAUAGUUUCAUCACGCAACACAUCUACAUUCCCUUGGGUGGAUCGAGGAUGGGAACUGGGAAACAGCUGCUUGCAGUGUCAGCAUGUUUUGGAUACAUCUAUAUAUGGCACGGGACGGAGUAUCAUCUUUUUAUUUGGGCGGUAGUGAAUUAUGCAGGAGUGCUACUGGAGAUCAUGGGGAGGAGUGUCUCUAAUUUUCAAAGCAUCAGAAAAAUUGAGGCCCGAUAUCUUUCCAAUCAGAUGUCGCGGCGGCUGAUGAGCCUUGCUUGUAUACCUUCAUUAUGUAUGUCUCUCCUGGGCGUCAUAUACUUCUUCGAUGGUGAGGUCAUUGGGAACGUAUUCUUCAGAAAAAUUGUCAAAGAAGGACCAUGGAUGAUGUAUCUGACAAUAUUAUUGACGCUCUACUGUGGAUGUAACGCGUCAUUCGAAGCAUGGAACUGGGAUAUGGAAAAGGCAAAAAAGAAACAAUCAUAAUUCAACUUUAAUGUGGACGUGGAUGUGCUCUUGUGAUCAAGCAUGUGAACUGACAUUGUUGGUAAAGUGAAGAUAUUGCAUGUUUGCAGAGUUUUAGAAUAGAAAUUGAUACCUCACUGUGGGUUUUGAGAAAUUGAUACCUCACUGUAUUGGUUGUCUCAAAUUCUGCUCGGAUGAAGUGGUCACUUCCUCCUAACCCUUGGCUAUUAAGCUCCUUUAGAUUAGCCUAUAUUUUAGCUCUACUCUCCCGGUGUUUGGUAAGACAACCAAUAGGUCAAGUUUCAUAUCAGUUCCUUAAAUCUUUGUCACUCUAUGAGAAAUCAAACAUUAUCAAAUUGGUGCCACGAGUGUAAACCACGCAAAUUCAGGAAAUAGACAAUUCCUUCUGACAGAGACCUUGUCAAUCUACAAUAUACAUUGAGGCCGAAUGACUUUAUUAUCUUCAUGCUACAUAAUGUAUAGACAAAGGCAUGAAUGCUUAAGACUGUCAAGUUUUGCUCCUGAUAUUCUAUAUACAUGUGCUAUGUAGUUACUUCAACUUUGCAUAUCAUCAAUCUGUGAGGAAUAAUCUCUUUUAAGCUCUGUUAUACAAUCAACUUGUACAAGUAUGUGCUCCUUUGUU